Molecule: messenger RNA, 1702 nt
Organism: Anoplophora glabripennis (Asian longhorned beetle)
Lineage: Eukaryota; Metazoa; Arthropoda; Insecta; Coleoptera; Cerambycidae
Exons: 10
Coding region: 188-1393 (401 amino acids)
Source: RefSeq, a predicted model, not a curated record
AUUGACAAACAGUGCAAAUAGUGUGAUAAGUGAAGUGUCUACGUUUUAUGUACUCUCUUUACAUUUCUCAACAAUAAAAUUCAGUUGAGGACAAAACCCCGUACAUUUACGACUUGUACUUGUAGGAUGAUACUACUUGCACAGUUACACAUUUUAAUAGGUAUGUAAAUAUUCUAUUCCUGGCAAAAUGGAGAAUCCUUACAGAUAUAGCGCUAUGGACAAGACCCUAGAAAUGAUUCAUAAUGAGUACGUAGCUUUACCACAAGAAGAGAAAAAAAGGAACACAGAAAUUUUGCUUGCGCUUUUGAAUGAAAUUAUUGAAGCAUGCAAAAGCAACGAACUUUUUUGCAAUUUAUAUCGUGCUCCUUACUUUGGGGGUAGUUACUAUGAAGGCUUGAAAAUAAAAAGGCCAGAUGAGUACGAUAUUCAUAUUAAGUUGUGUUUUCCCGCUGUAGAUAACUGUCAGAUGAUUUCAAGUUAUAAAAGUGGAUAUGUGCACCUACAGUUUUCAAGAACCAGAAAUAACAGUCGAAAAUUGUGGAAUAGUCGGCUUGGUAUACGACGCCCGUAUUACGGAAUGAAUGGUCUACAUGUACUGAUAAACGAAAGUGACUUUCUAGAUAGUAAAAAGGUAAUGUUAUGGAUGCAUGAAAUCUUAUCCAAGUGGGUAGGGGGCCGCAGGAGAAGAAAAGCUCGUGUUGUUUGGAAAGAUACAGCUUUCGGAACAUUACAGAUAAAACUCCAAAGACACGGUCCUGCAUUUACUUUCCGCGUAACUAAUUUUGAAGACAUAUUUUUCAACUUUGACUUCGUUCCUUGCUUUCUAUUUGGAAAAGACCAGUGGCCUGAAGGAUUUAGACAAUACCAUGAGGAACCUGAAAAGUGUGAGUUCUAUGUCAUACCAAAGUCUCCCAAUAAUAUUCGAGGUGGAACAGCAUACUUACGUACGUCGUUCCAAGAGCAAGACAGGCAUAUUCUGUACAGUAAAGAAAAAUUGAAACCUGCCUUGAGAUUAAUUAAAAAAUUGCGAGAUAAGUUGAAAAUUGAAAAUGCCAUUGUGAGUUUUUUCAUUAAAAAUUUAUUUUUAUGGGAGGUACUUACACGAAGAGUAGAAUUUUGGAACCUUCCUCUCAGUUACAUUUUUAUGAAGAUGUUAGAAAAAUUGCAAAAAAGUAUAAAAUAUGGAGAAAUACGUUACUUCUGGCACCAUAAAUUCAAUCUCAUAGGACAUAUAGAUAAUGAAACUUUAUAUGACAUUAGCGAGACUUUAAGACAUAUCAUUAUUGACAUAAAGAAUAAUCCGGAUGACCAGUACUUAAUUGCUAAAUAUUUAUUAAGUCGAAGUGAACUGAAGAGAUUUAGAUCCAUGGUGUCUAUACAAGAACAAAUCUAAUUAAUUCAUUAACUUUGUUCGCGGUUGUAAGAGUUCGCAAACUAAUUUGAGCAACGGACAGAAUAGUAUGGGAUGUUAUUACUACGUAAUUGUUGCACCGCGAAUAAAGCUAUUCUUAGGUACUGUAAACAGGGGCAAAAGCAUUUACAAAAAAAACAAAGGACAACAACGGAUUCGAUAUAAGUCGUCAAGAUAGUAGUCGAAUUUACCUGACGUCACCAGCAUUUCUUUGUAAAUAAUACUUAUGUUAAGACCUUUAAUAUUUGAUUCAAUAAAUGGUACAGUAUGAUAUGUUAUACAUAUACUGAU